CGGGCCCUCGUUCCCCGUGGUCUUGAGUUCCGUGCGCUGCGCUCUGUUCUUCCUCGUCUCGGCGGCAGUUUUAGUUCCCUGUCCCGAACGCGGGUCCCCGGAGCUCGGAAUGUUGCCAGAGCUCAAUAACCUGCUCGAUACCACCCCUGACAGGGUGGAGCAGGGGAAACUGACUCUACUCUGUGAUGCUAAGACAGAUGGCAGUUUCCUUGUGCACCACUUUCUCUCCUUCUACCUCAAAGCUAAUUGUAAAGUCUGUUUUGUGGCUCUCGUUCAGUCCUUCAGUCACUACAAUAUUGUGGGACAGAAGCUGGGUGUCAGCCUGACCACGGCACGGGAGCGCGGGCAGCUCGUGUGCCUUGAGGGUCUCAAGUCAUCGGUGGACAUCUUCUUCCAGGCUAAGGAGGAGCCACAUCCCCUGCAGUUCCUCAGGGAGGCCAACGCUGGGAACCUGCAGCUACUGUACGAGUUUGUGCGGGAGGCCCUGAAGCCCAUGGACCAUGGGGAGACUGCCUGGAGGUGCCCAGUGCUGCUGGUGGAUGACCUCAGUGUGCUGCUGAGCCUGGGUGUGGGAGCGGUGGCCGUGCUAGACUUCAUCCAGUAUUGCAGAGCCACGGUGUGCUGCAAGCUACAGGGAAACAUAGUGGCCCUUGUGCACGACAGCGGAGAUGCCGAGGACGAGGAGAAUGACAUCCUGUUGAAUGGCCUUAGUCACCAGAGCCACCUGAUCCUGCGGGCCGAGGGCCUGGCCACCGGCUUCUGCAGGGAUGUGCAUGGGCAGCUGAGGAUCCUGUGGCGGAGACCAUCGCAGCCCCCCGCCCAGCGGGAUCGCAGCCUCACUUACCAGUACAAGAUACAGGACAAGAGCGUGUCCUUUUUCGCCAAAGGAAUGUCUCCCGCUGUUCUGUGACCUGCCUGCGGGGCAGACAAAGCCCCCUUGGGCAGUUUCCCGUGUGGCGGAGGAAGCAGCCAAGCAGGAAUGCACCUGUGCGCCUUUGCAGCCUCAUUUCAGGCUGGACUGCGACCCGGGGAUGGUGGAGUGGAGCUGUGGCGUGUGCCCUUUUCCUGGGCCGUAUUCAGAAAUCACAUGAGGAAUUCGCAACCCUGCCUCUGCCGAGAGAGACGCUGAAGCUGGGUGAAAGGGGUCCUUUGGAGCCUUCCAUGUAAAUACACUUUAGCUCAACUGCCUGUUUCUGGUUGUUGUGCCUUUAGAGCCAGAGUGGGUCUGAACAUGCCAGCCAGGGGACAGUCCUAGAUGGCAGGCAUCCCAGGGGACAGGUAGGGUAAUAAUCAUGGCUGGCAUAACAUGAAUUCCCACAUCGUGGUUGCCUGUGGGUUAUCUCUUUUCAUUUUCACCUCUGUUUUACAAAGGUAUUUUUCCCUAAGUCCAGUGAGGAGACAGGCUUAGCGAGUGUGGAAGCACACUCACCUGUAGAGCAGGCUGAGGGGAAGGAGGCCUGGCUGAAGGCCACGCUGGCUGACUGACCCUCAUGCAAAGGUGAGGCUGGCUCCCCCCUUGGUUCAGGUCCUGGUACCCCUGCAGUGGUCGCCUGAGGCUCCAUGUAGGGUCCAGGUGUGCAUGGCCUUGGUGAGGGUGUAAGAGAUGUUCCUGCUGCCAGGCAGGAUGGGGCCUUGUUGAGGAGCUGGUGCCUCCCUCACCUGGGGAGACCACAGGAGGUGAGCUCUUGCCCCGCCAUCCGGUAGAUGCCAACUCGCCACACUUGGCCCCUCAGCCAGGGUCAUCUCAGCAGACACUAGGCCUAUUCUCUUAAAGUAUUUAAAUUAUAUCACAGUGGAUUUUAUUUUUAAAAUAAAUAAAAUGAAAAAAUAACAGUAGGGGAGUUUCAAUUGUUUUUUAAUUUUAACUUUCUACAUUUUUAGUCUUUGUAAAAGGGGCUGUUUGUCACCCCUCCCCUUCCAUCACACUAUUGCUUUGAUUUUCCCACUGAAAUUGUAGCUGCUUUUUUUCUCAAAAUAUUGCAGUCCUGGUAGAGUAUUUGAAAAUUAUGAGUGUAAGUAACUUAAGAGAAAGUAGUUAUUUAGGAAUCUAAUGGUUCAUUUAUUAAUACUUCAUUAUGUAUACAAGCUUCCUGUGAGUUACAGUUUCGAGUGGGCAGGACACUGCAAAGCAUUCUCCAUGUUGUGAAUGUUGCUAUUAUGUUGCUUCACUUACUCUGUAAAUGUUUUGACUAAAUCUUUAAUAUUUAAUGGCUAUUCUCUGGGCAUAAAGGCUCUGUGUUUGUAAUUUUAAAUCAUGCCGUUAUGAAUUUUAUAUAGUAUACCUGUUUGGGAGUGGGGGCAAGCACUUGUUUCCUUAGAACAGUCAUUCACUCAACAGAUCCUCAGCACCUUCUGAAUGGCAGACUGCUGUAGGUACUAAGGGCAUGACAGUGACAAAAACAGGUGUCUGCCCUCCUGGAGGUCACGUCCCUGUGGAGGAGACAGACAGUCAACAGAAUUGAGAAGUAACAUGUAGAGUUAGAACGUAAGAAGUGCUGUAAAUAAAGCAGGGAGGGGACCUGUGACAAGCGAGGAAGGAUGAGUUUUAGAGUUGGCGCCCUGAAGUGGGACCUCCAAGUUCACCCCUGGGUGUCCUCACCUGUUACCAGGUGUUCUUCAGGAGCCAGUUACCAGUGAUAACAGGUUUUCCUCCAUGAGCGUUGAGUCUUUCUAAUUUUAUAGUUGUGCAGUGUUGUGUGAAAAUGGACACUUAAUGACCAGGAUAUGAUUUUCUGUCUGCAUUUUCCCAUGUGUACAGAAUCUGUUCCUCACUCCCAAUCACUUAUCAAUUAAAAGCUGGUGUCAACCUUAUUUUACUAAUUCCUCAUCAAAGUUUGGAAAGUAAGGUUUCAUCAUUGUCUUUGUUCAUGUAUAUUUUUGUGCACUCUGGUUUUUUAAAACUAGUUUAUCUUCAGAAACAAAAAAAUAUCCAGGUAUGCAUUCAAGAAAUAUUUGUAGAACACGUGUUUUAUAGGAGGGGUUGUAAAGAUAAAGACAAUCCUAACUGCACCUGCUGAGAACAUAGCAGAGAAAACAAACACGGAGAAAACAAACUCGAGUGGUGGGUGGAGAACGUGAGGAGGCCAUAAAAACAAUUCAGGUAACGGGAGGCCCACAGGCUGAUGUUCACAGGACAAAGCAAUGAUUUCCCCCUCACUUUUUUUUUUUUUUGAGUUGAAAGAGCAGAGAAUUGGUUAAGAAUUUAUGACUUGUGGAAACAGUACUGUUUGAACAGGACCUUGCAGUGUUCCUGUUUGUCUCUGAUCGUAUCUUAGUUCUUCAGGAUUCAGAAAUGUCUUUCUUUCUUACUGCAAGGAUGGGGCUGUUCUUUGUUGUUUUUCUUUCCAGCUUAAAAGAAUUUUUAAAGUAUGCCUUCAAUUUUGACUCACUUAGAAUUUGUUCCUGUAUUGUAUGUACUUUGUCUCCUUGCAGAUCAACUUUGAUGCGACUUCUGCGUGGCCUCAGGCAAGUUCAAGCUGGGCACUUUCGUUUUCUCGUGGUUAAAAUGGGGGUUAUCCUAGUUGCAUCUAAAGGCCAUCAGGAGGAUUGUAUAAGGUGACAUACUGUAAAGUCAAUAGUUCAUUAUUAAUGGCUGCUACUAUGACCUGCAGUAACCCUCAUAUUGCCUGUAAGGCUUCGUUUAAAGGUACACACGGGACGAUAACUUCUCUAGCACCAGGAACAUCGCGUAUCCCUGGUCUGUGAUGCACGGUAGGAACUUAAUAAAGGCAUUGAAUGGAUAUCAUUACAACUCGGAGAUUUUAAAUAUUUUUAGCGACUGCAUCAUGGUUAUUAGAAUGGCUACUGUUUUGGGGGGAUCUAGGCAUUUUACUUGUGUUCACAUGGAAUAAAUUUUUUCCUGAAAAUCGCCAA
This is a messenger RNA of Miniopterus natalensis, 3873 nucleotides long. It is a transcript of the gene ELP6, whose product is annotated as elongator acetyltransferase complex subunit 6. Gene Ontology annotation, cellular component: elongator holoenzyme complex. Gene Ontology annotation, biological process: tRNA wobble uridine modification. NCBI's taxonomy places the organism in Eukaryota, Metazoa, Chordata, Mammalia, Chiroptera, Miniopteridae. The record is from RefSeq and is a predicted model, not a curated record.